AGCCCAACAAAACGCAAUCUCGUCUGGUGGAAGAAGCAGAUCCAUUUUUCUUCGUCGACGGACAAGCAUUCCCCACUUCGUCUAGCUCGCCGUCGGACGCCGUCGACCGUUGUCUGCCCACGUGGUCGUUCUCCGGUGUGAUACUGGUCCGGUUAGGACUGCUGAUAUGUUAUCAACUGCAGCCGCCUGAUUAAUUAUCUGCAUUUCGUGAUUUACUUAGUAUCUGGAUCCGCUCCAACAUUUCCGUAUAUGCUAUACUGAGUGAGUUGGGAUUACAACUUACUCGCUCCAGUGAGAGGCAAUAUUUCUGACGAUGAUCGGAGCUGGAAAGAUCAAGCAGUAUAGUAACGUCCUCGAAAGGCCCCUCAACAAGGGCAAGCAAGAGGUUAGUUUGAGUGCAUUUGCGUUCUUGUUCUCAGAGCUUGUACAGUACAACCAAACUCAGGUCGACAAUAUUGCUGAGUUAGAACGAAGACUGGAGGAUGCUGGAUAUGCUGUUGGGGCGCGAGUUUUGGAACUGCUUUGCCACAGAGAAAAGGGAAACAGAAGGGAGACAAGACUAUUAGGUAUUCUGUCUUUUGUGCACAGCACAGUGUGGAAGGUAUUAUUUGGAAAGGUAGCGGACUCACUGGAGAAAGGCACUGAACAUGAAGAUGAAUACAUGAUCAGUGAAAAGGAGCUCCUUGUCAACAGAUUCAUUUCUAUUCCAAAGGACAUGGGAACUUUCAAUUGUGGGGCAUUUGUUGCUGGAAUAGUACGAGGCGUUUUGGACGGCUCUGGAUUUCCAGCUGUUGUUACUGCUCAUUUUGUGCCCAUGGAAGGUCAACAACGACCACGCACUACUAUCUUGAUAAAGUUUGCUGAAGAGGUGCUACGUAGAGAAGCCAGACUGGGCUGAUGAUGUUUAUACGCAGAAUUCACAGCCGAGAUGUUUGUGGUGUUCUGCACCGAAGUACAAAAGAUCUGAACUUUUUACCUCUUGGUGGUUCAGUAAAUGAGAAUUUCCUCACAAGCCUGUCUUAUCUCUAUUAUCUGAACUGUUGUUUUUCUUCUUUCUGUUUGUUUCAUGUAUGUGCAAUGAAAGUUCUGCCUUGAAGCCGGAAUCACUCGAUGAAUUAGGAUACUUUGUGUUAGAUAUGAUGUUGGUAUAUUUAGCCCUACUUAACGAACAAGUCGUACCCCCCCUCCCCCCCCCCCGGGGGGGGGGGUUUUCUUGGGUGAUGCUGACCAGUGGGCAGGUUUGAGUGUGUUCAUUGUUUUCGAUAGACGUUGGAUGCAGAGCGUAAACAUCUAAUGAUUGAUUUAAUCCUCUUGGAUUAAUUUUUAUCUCAAAA
This is a messenger RNA of Prosopis cineraria, 1334 nucleotides long. RefSeq lists its product as uncharacterized. Gene Ontology annotation, cellular component: TRAPPII protein complex; TRAPPI protein complex; TRAPPIII protein complex. Bases 314 to 898 code for a protein of 194 amino acids. The transcript is spliced from 8 exons. Gene Ontology annotation, biological process: endoplasmic reticulum to Golgi vesicle-mediated transport. Lineage: Eukaryota; Viridiplantae; Streptophyta; Magnoliopsida; Fabales; Fabaceae. The record is from RefSeq and is a predicted model, not a curated record.